AUGACAUCCGGACUUUGGAUAAUAGGUUACGGUUCGUUAAUAUUCAAACCUCCUCCCCACACAGAAUUCAGAUUGGAUGGAUAUUUGAAGGGCUUUGUAAGAAGGUUCUGGCAGAGCUCGUCUGACCACAGGGGUACACCCGAGAGUCCCGGUAGAGUGGUCACGUUGGUAUCGUUAAAAGACAUAAAGGCAAAUAAAGACUUACUUACAUCGGUUUACACCCACGAACUCAGGCACCGGUCGGAGUUUGAUGAUGAUGCUGACAUAUUGGAAGAUGACUUGAAGGUUUGGGGGUGCGCAUACUAUGUGGCACCCGAGAACGCGGAAUUUGUUAGGCAGUACUUAGAAGUUAGGGAGCAGGAUGGGUACACUUUGCACAACGUUCCCUUCCAUGUGACAUCUGCCAUUCCUCCGCUGAUACAAUCCAAGCUUAAGCAAAGCGAAACCGGGGAGUAUUUCUUGGAAUCCAGCAUUUAUAUAGGAACCAUAGAUAAUAAGUCGUUUAUAGGCCCCGAGGAGCCCCUAGUGACGGCAAGGGUAAUAAGCGGAAGCAGGGGCCCCAGUGGGGAGAAUUCCGAGUAUUUGCUUAAUCUUGGGAAUGCAAUUAAGGAGUUGGAAGCUCGCAGUAGUAUGAAGGACUACUAUUUGCAGCAAUUGGUGACAUCUGUACUCGAACUCUCUAAGUAG
This is a messenger RNA of Dujonia railenensis, 687 nucleotides long. NCBI's taxonomy places the organism in Eukaryota, Fungi, Ascomycota, Pichiomycetes, Serinales, Debaryomycetaceae. The record is from the annotation of a GenBank genome assembly.